Molecule: messenger RNA, 1856 nt
Organism: Eutrema salsugineum
Lineage: Eukaryota; Viridiplantae; Streptophyta; Magnoliopsida; Brassicales; Brassicaceae
Exons: 5
Coding region: 562-1491 (309 amino acids)
Source: RefSeq, a predicted model, not a curated record
GAUAAAAACCAAAACAAUAUCAAAAGAAGAACAUUUGACGAUCGUCGCCAGCAAAGUAAUCGUUUUUCUUACCGCACCCGAUCUCCCGAGAGAAAGUUGACCGACUUGCCGGAAAAAUCUCUUUCCUUUAUUCAACAAAGUUGGGAAAUUUUCUAUUUUCCCCCUCAUUUUUCUGUCUUUUCCUUUUAUAAUUCAUCCUCUCUGUAACUUUUGUUUCUUUUCCCUUCUCACAAUCAGAGAUCUCGACGCGUGGCUUCAAAAUUUCAGGAAAAGAAAAAAAAAACAAGAAACAAUAUUCGAUCUUGCUUACUCAUUUGUCGCCUCGAUUGUGAUCGUUCUUCUCCAGACAUUUCUUAAGAGAAUCGAUUUUCUCUUCCAUACCUUUUGUUUUGCUUGUCCCUUAAAUUCAGUCUUCAUAACGUCAAAGCUCAGAAUACUCUCGCUUGCGUGCCUCUCUCUCUCAAAUACCCCAUCUCUCUCUCUCUCUCUCUCUCUCUCACUCCUCCAAUUUCAUUGAAGAAGACGACCCAUCCUCCUGCUUCUCAAUUACUGUCGAGAAUCAUGGUGAAUGGUAAAGGGUCAACGAAAAAUUCGAAUCUUGAUCGAUUUCUUCAUUGCACAACACCUGUAGUGCCACCCCAAUCUCUCCCUAAGGCGGAGAUUAGAACCCUAAAUCGAUUGUGGCAUCCAUGGGAGAGAGAAAAGGUGGAGUUUUUCAGGUUGUGUGAUUUGUGGGAUUGCUACGAUGAAUGGAGCGCUUAUGGAGCAAGCGUUCCUAUUCAUCUAACCAGUGGAGAAUCUCUGGUUCAAUACUAUGUUCCUUAUCUCUCUGCCAUCGAGAUUUUCACCUCUCAUUCCUCCUUGAUCCGAUUAAGGGAAGAGUCUGAAGAUAGGGAAUACGACGGUAGAUAUCAGUUUAGCGAUUCAGGUAGUGAUGAGAGUGUAUCCGAGGAAGGAGUUGAGAACAAUGGGAUGAUCUUGCACCCGAAUGAUCGGUUGGGUUACCUUUAUCUCCAAUACUUUGAGAGAUCAGCUCCUUAUACCAGAGUUCCUCUCAUGGAGAAGAUCAAUGAAUUAGCUCAAAGAUAUCCUGGAUUGAUGUCGUUGAGAAGCGUAGAUCUUUCUCCAGCAAGUUGGAUGUCCGUUGCGUGGUACCCGAUUUAUCACAUACCAAUGGGAAGAACCAUCAAAGACUUAUCCACUUGUUUCCUCACUUAUCACACUCUUUCUUCCUCUUUUCAAGAUAUGGAACCGGAAGAAAAUGGCGGUGAUAAGGAGAGAAUGAGAAAGGAAGGGGAAGAUAUAACUCUGCUCCCAUUUGGGAUGGCUACUUACAAGAUGCAAGGCAAUGUUUGGCUUUCGCAUGACCACGAUGACCAAGAGAGAUUGGCUUCCCUUUAUAGCGUUGCGGAUUCUUGGCUAAAACAGCUUAGGGUUCAACAUCAUGACUUCAACUACUUCUGCAGCAUGUUGAUGCACAGUCGUGGCUAAAACCCGGGGUUUGAUGGCUCGUUCUCUGUUUGUUUCCUCAUAAAAUCUCAUUCUUGCUUUGUGUUUUGGAAGCACUGGCGUUUUCUAAAACACAAAGGAGUGAUUUGGCUUGGCAGCGGUUUGGUAAUAGCGUUUUUGAGUCCCCUAACUUUUUGAGAAAAUAUAUGUCGUAUACAUAGUUCGUUGCUUGUUAAAAUAGAGUACAUUGUUGUUGCUUGUUGAAACAGAGUACAUUGUUGUUGCUUGUUGUAAGCAGAGUAAAUUGUUUCUUGUGGUCGAGUGGAACGUUACUUAUUGUGCCUCAGUGCUGUUAGUGAGAUAGUUAUGUAACGAAGUAAUCUUGUAACAGUUUAAUCUAAAUAAGU